UUAGAUAUUGGUACAACAUUUUCUGGAAGUUGCUUUACUUCUAUUAAUGACGAUAAAAGCAUCAUACACGUUGUAAAAUGGCCUGAACAACGAGCAGACGAUACCUUUGAAAAAACACCUACUGCGUGUCUUUAUAGUAAACAAUCUCGAAAACUACUCAAGUGGGGAAAGGCCGCUUUAGAUCACAUGAUAGUCCACCCAGACGAUGAUACAGUUGUCUUGGUAAAGCAAUUCAAAUUAAAACUACAAAAUCAAUUUCAAAAAAAUAAAGCCAACUUACAAGAGGAAGAACACGUAUAUCGAACUGCUGCUAUUGAUUACCUGAGAGAGGUAGAUAAAUACACAUGUGCCCAGAUUAAGAGCACUGUGGGGCCCUCUUUUUCUAAAGAUAGUACCCGAUACGUACUGACUGUACCCGCUACGUGGAUCAAUCAAGACAAUUUGGCUAUGCAAGAGAUGGCAAUAGAGGCUGGUUUGAUUCGAGAGUAUGAUUCAAAGGAGAAAUUGCUGAUUAUCAACGAGGCCUAUGCUGCGGCACUUUUCUGUGAGCGAGAAUAUUGUGUCACAGACAAUUGUACAAGCAAACUAUUUAAAGGGCAGCGUUAUUUACUUUGUGACGCCGGUGGUGGCACUAUUGAUCUGGCCACGUAUGAAUGUACUGGCCUAGACUAUAAGACAAGUAAUGACUUAUUGCAAAACGAACACUGUCAAUUAGCGCUUGAAAGCGGUGGAAAUUGUGGUUCCACUAUCUUGGAUCAAAACAUGGAAAGGUAUUUGAGAGAGCAAGUGUUUAUUGGAUGUAUUGAGGAAAAGAUAUUGAAAUCCUUGGUUGAUCAAUUUGUCAAAGAUAUAAAGCAUUACUUUGGUGGCGAUGAAAACCGAAACAACUACAUUAGACCUAGCACAAGAAAUACACAAAGUACAGAAACAGUUGCCACAACACUGACUACGACCGAACAAUUACGUAUCAGUCAUGUAGAUAUUUCGAAACAUGUAUUUGAUCCGGUGGUCGAAACUGUAACAUUAUUAAUUGGAAAACAAAUCAAGAAAUCGCAUACCCAGAUUGACACCUUAUUCCUACUGGGAGGGUUUGGGCAAUCUCCAUACCUAUACAAAAAAUUACAUCACGAAUUCAUAACAAGUACAAAUAUGGUGUCGCAUCUGAUAGUACCUGAAGACGGUUACAGGGCAUCGAUGAGAGGCGGUAUUUAUUUUGGAAUAGAUAAUAGUGAGUUUUUGUCACGCUAUAUAAAUUCUGCCCGUCCCUUGGAUGACCGAUUAAACGAAUACAAGCAUCUAGUAGGCAUAGGUAAGAAAAAAAAAAAAAAAAACAGAAAAUGCGUCUCUAAAUCAAACCAACCGAAACAGAUUUCAACUUUUUCGAUUUGUCUGCAACUUUUACCUUGGUGA
Mucor mucedo is the source of this 1410-nucleotide messenger RNA. RefSeq lists its product as uncharacterized. The transcript is spliced from 4 exons. The annotation marks the transcript as partial. The record is from RefSeq and is a predicted model, not a curated record. NCBI's taxonomy places the organism in Eukaryota, Fungi, Mucoromycota, Mucoromycetes, Mucorales, Mucoraceae.